Molecule: messenger RNA, 1596 nt
Organism: Hyposmocoma kahamanoa
Lineage: Eukaryota; Metazoa; Arthropoda; Insecta; Lepidoptera; Cosmopterigidae
Product: NADH-ubiquinone oxidoreductase 49 kDa subunit-like
Exons: 10
Coding region: 13-1413 (466 amino acids)
Biological process (GO): mitochondrial electron transport, NADH to ubiquinone
Molecular function (GO): NADH dehydrogenase (ubiquinone) activity; NAD binding; quinone binding
Source: RefSeq, a predicted model, not a curated record
AGUCCUGUAAAAAUGGCCUCGCUUUUGAAUGUUUUGCUGCGAAAAUCCGCGAAUUUGGCCAAAAAUAAGGCCCUUUUGGCAAAUUUACCAGCUGUUCACAAUGUGAAUUCUCAUCGCAAUGGCCAUCGAUGGAUGCCAGACCAAGAAUACCUGAAAGAUUUCCAGGGGGCAGUCAUGUACCCUGAUGACAUCACUGACCUUAUCAGCCACCCACCUUAUAGUGGUCAAGUGAUGCCAUCAGAGAAGCAUGUGAAGAACAUGGUUCUGAACUUCGGACCUCAGCAUCCGGCAGCUCACGGCGUGUUGCGUCUUGUGCUAGAACUCGAUGGAGAGACGGUCCGCGCAGCCGAUCCCCACAUCGGCCUCCUGCACCGCGGCACAGAGAAGCUUAUCGAGUACAAAACCUAUACGCAAGCGUUGCCCUAUUUCGAUCGCCUGGACUACGUGUCUAUGAUGUGCAACGAACAGUGCUACAGUCUUGCGGUCGAAAAGCUCUUGAAUAUCGAUAUCCCAAUCAGAGCUAAGUACAUUAGAACUCUAUUCGCGGAACUAACCCGCAUACUGAAUCACAUAAUGGCGGUGGGUACGCAUGCGCUGGACGUCGGCGCACUCACGCCUUUCUUCUGGCUGUUCGAGGAGCGAGAGAAGAUGAUGGAGUUCUACGAGCGUGUCAGCGGGGCCCGGAUGCACGCCGCCUACAUCAGACCCGGCGGAGUGGCAUUGGAUAUGCCUCUUGGUCUAAUGGACGACAUCUACGAGUUCUCUAGCAAGUUCGCCGAGCGGCUCGACGAGGUCGAAGAUGUUUUAACCACCAAUCGCAUCUGGGUACAGAGGACGAAGGACAUUGGGAUCGUCACUGCUCAGGACGCGUUGAAUUAUGGAUUUAGUGGUGUAAUGCUCCGGGGUUCGGGUAUCAAGUGGGAUUUGCGCAAAACUCAGCCCUAUGACGCUUACCAUCUGGUCGAAUUCGACGUGCCCAUCGGUACUAAUGGAGAUUGCUACGACAGGUAUUUGUGCCGCGUGGAGGAGAUGCGCGAAUCCCUCCGCAUCAUCGAUCAGUGCUUGAACCAGAUGCCUCCAGGCGAGAUCAAAACCGACGACGCAAAACUCUGCCCUCCCUCAAGAGAGGAGAUGAAGACUUCCAUGGAAGCCCUCAUCCACCACUUCAAGCUGUUCACGCAGGGCUACCAAGUGCCCCCCGGCAGCACCUACACGGCCAUAGAGGCGCCCAAGGGAGAGUUCGGGGUGUACCUCGUGUCCGAUGGCAGCUCCAAACCUUACAGAUGCAAAAUCAAGGCCCCCGGCUUCGCUCACCUAGCAGCUCUAGAGAAAAUCGGCAAAAACUCCAUGUUAGCCGAUAUAGUCGCGAUCAUAGGCACACUCGACGUCGUGUUCGGCGAGAUUGACCGAUAAAAAACCGAUAACUUGCUUUUUAAAAACCAUUAAAUACCAGGUAAAACCAGAAAAAUACCAAGUAGUACUAAGAAGUACCAUUGUAAAGAAGCUGGUUUUAUCUCAUUCUCGGUUUAGUUCGUAAGGUUUAUAGCAAUCAAUGUAGAUCACUGUACAUUAUUAAUUUUUAAGAAAUAAAAAAUA